Perognathus longimembris pacificus (Pacific pocket mouse) is the source of this 2519-nucleotide messenger RNA. RefSeq names its product syndecan 1 (gene Sdc1). Lineage: Eukaryota; Metazoa; Chordata; Mammalia; Rodentia; Heteromyidae. Gene Ontology annotation, cellular component: membrane; cell surface. Bases 289 to 1221 code for a protein of 310 amino acids. The transcript is spliced from 5 exons. Gene Ontology annotation, biological process: cell migration. The record is from RefSeq and is a predicted model, not a curated record.
UUUUUUUUGCAACGGCUAAAGGGCCUGCGGGUUUAUUAUAAGGCGGAGCUCGGCGGGAGAGGUGCAGGCUUGCGCUGGGCGCCGAGGACUCAGGCAGGCAGUCGGGCGCGAGCUCCAGCGGGCGUACUGCACAGCCCUCGCCCCGGACAGCAGUGAGCGCACCCGGCAGGAGCCCGCGAGAGCAACGCGCGGCGCCUCCAGCGGAGCCGGCCGGGAACCCCUCGCCGCUCGCCGCUCGCAGCCCCGACCCGCGCUGCCCCCCGAGCUCCCGCCGCCGGUCCGGGCAGCAUGAGGCGCGCGGCGCUGUGGCUCUGGCUGUGCGCGCUGGCGCUGCGCCUGCAGCCGGCCUUGCCGGACACUGUGGCCACCAAUGUGCCUCCUGAAGAUCAGGACAGCUCUGGGGAUGACUCUGACAACUUCUCCGGCUCAGGCGCAGGUGCCUUGCGGGAUAUCACCUUGUCCCGCCCAUCCUCCUCCACCUGGAAGGAUGUGUGGCUCCUGACAGUCACACCCACGUCUCCAGAGCCCAUAAACAGGGGUGCCACAGCUGCCUCCACCUCCACGGUGCUAGCCAUCGAGAGGCCCGAAGAGGGAGAGGCAGUGGUACCUGCCGAAGCGGACUCUGACUUUACUGUCCAGGAGAAGGUGGUCACCACCGAGCCCAGGGAGACCACACAGCUCCUGACCACCCAUCGAGCCGCAACAACCAGAGCCACCACAGCCCAGGCCUCCGCCACCUCCUCUCCCCACAGGGCCGUGGAGCCUGGCCACCACGGGACCUCGGCUCCUACCACACCUGACCAAGCUGACCGUCACCUUCCCGGAGUGGAGGCGGGGGUGCCUUCCGCCACCGAGAAGGUCGUUGAGGAUGGAGCCGCCAAUCAGCUCCCAGCAGGAGAGGGCUCUGGGGAGCAGGACUUCACCUUUGACACAUCCGGCGAGAACACGGCCGUGGCGGCCAUGGAGCCUGGCCUUCGGAAUCAGCCCCCGGUGGAAGAGGGGGCCACGGGCACCUCACAGGGUCUCCUGGACAGAAAGGAAGUGCUGGGAGGGGUCAUUGCCGGCGGCCUCGUGGGGCUCAUCUUUGCGGUGUGCCUGGUGGGCUUCAUGCUGUACCGGAUGAAGAAGAAGGAUGAAGGCAGCUACUCAUUGGAGGAGCCCAAACAAGCCAAUGGCGGUGCCUACCAGAAACCUACCAAGCAGGAGGAAUUCUACGCCUGAUAAGAGAUGGUUCUUUCCCUGGUCCCCCGCCACUCACUAGGCCCCCCACUUGCCUCUCUGUGAAGAACCAACCGCAGGCCCUGGCCUCCCCACCACCCAUGCCAUCUCCCCUAGCGCUCUGGCCCCUCCAGCCACUCAGGCUGUUUCCUAGGGUGUGUUGGGGCGCCCACUCCACUUCCCACCUUCUGCCUCAAGGCUUGGGUGCCAAGGGUUUCUCCCAUCUGACCUUCCCACCUCAGCCACGUGCGGCGUCCACCAUUCCAACCCCGUUUCUCCAGAAGAGCGACCCCUCCCAGACCUCGCUCUGGUGAGAAAGAGGACCUGACUGCUUUGGACCUAGAUGGCCUGCCGUGUGGCCGGGGGCAUCCUGGGGCCCGGGGGGGCUUGGCUGAGAGACGCCGUAGCACUUACUGUAGAGACUGGUUGUGGGUGUGGCCAGGUGGCUGGCGAGUGGGCAUCCAGGGCCCCUCAGAAUUCACUUUGUGUCGUGGGGAGGUCUGCUUUAGAUAUCAACUUGUUUUUGCACAUGUUUCCCUUUUUAGUCUCUGUUCAUAGUCCCCGUAGACUUCAUUACUUCCGGGGUAAGUUAAGUCAGUCCCCCAUCUUGCUUCCUUAAUCUACAUUUGGGAGACAGCAUCAGGGUUAAGAAGACUUUGUUGGUUUUAUUAUUUUUUUUUUGUUCGUUUGUUGUUGUUGUUGUUCGUUUGUUUUAUUUUUUAUUUUAUUUUUAUGAACUAGAAGAACCAAAUCUGGAAGCCAAAACACGUAGGGUUAGUAUGUGUGUUGUCUCUUGAGCUUAUCACUCAUGUAUGCAACAGGGUAUGGACAGAAAUGGUUGCUGGCCCCGUUUUUGGUGGUCCAUCGGUAGGGGAGCCAGUCCAGGUUGUCGGAGGGUGAGCAGUCAGAUCUGUGCCCAUGAACUCAGGGCCAUGGCCGAGGCCUGGGCCGCCGUGACCUGCGAGGAGCCUGGGUGAGACUUUAAAUCCUGGCACUCAGGCUGGCGGUGGAGGAGAUGAGACUGUGGGGUGGGGUGGCAUUGGCCAGGGGCCCAGAGACUCUCCUGCCUUGGGCACCAUCUCUGGGGAGGGGUUUCUUUUUCCCCUGGAAGUAGACAAGAGGCAUUUUGGGUGCCGUUGGCACUGGUUCCUCCAUCAAGAACCUGGGCUGCAGUCAGGAAUGUUUCCCAAAGAGUGAGAGUCUUUUGCUUUUGGCAAAACGCUACUUAAUCCAAUGGGUUUUUCCCUGUACAGUAGAUUUUUCCAAAUGUAAUAAACUUUAAUAUAAAGGAGUCAUGUGAA